GACAAGAAUCAUUUUUCUUUCUACAUCUCUCCUUUAACAGUUGCUCAAACCCCAUCCUCUUCAAAUGGCUACUUCUCCUCCUAUCUUCCUCCUCCUCCUUAUCCUAUCAUCAGCCCUACUCCCAGUCAAAUCCAACACAACCACCAUCGAAUCAACUUGCAAAACCACAAACUACUACGACCUCUGCGUCUCAGCUCUCAAAUCCGACCCAAGAAGCCCCACAGCAGACACAAAAGGUUUCGCCGCCAUUAUGGUCGGCGUUGGCAUGACAAACGCCACAGCAACCGCCACUUACAUCACCGGGAACCUAACCACCACCGCUAAAGACGCCGUCCUUAAGAAGGUGUUAAAAGAUUGCUCAGACAAGUAUACUCUCGCAGCUGAUUCUCUCCGGCUAACGAUUCAAGAUCUUGAUGAUGAAGCUUAUGACUAUGCUUACAUGCAUGUGCUGGCGGCUCAGGAUUAUCCUAAUGUCUGCAGGAAUAUUUUCCGGCGAGUUAAGGGUCUGGUUUAUCCGGCAGAGAUUAGCCGGCGCGAAGUGAGUUUGAGAAGUAUAUGUGGUGUUGUCUCCGGUAUUCUUGAUCGGCUGGCUGAAUGAUUCUGGUUGUACCAUUUUAGUUGUAAAAAAAAAAAAGUUGUAAUAUUUUAUCAAAUGAGAAACUUGGUUAAAUGUAAUUAAAUUCAAAAUUUGUAAGUUCAAUACUACCUAUUACUUUAUUGCUA
Raphanus sativus (radish) is the source of this 723-nucleotide messenger RNA. Its product is annotated as cell wall / vacuolar inhibitor of fructosidase 2. The coding region runs from base 65 to 598 and encodes 177 amino acids. The record is from RefSeq and is a predicted model, not a curated record. The transcript has a single exon. Lineage: Eukaryota; Viridiplantae; Streptophyta; Magnoliopsida; Brassicales; Brassicaceae. Gene Ontology annotation, molecular function: enzyme inhibitor activity. Gene Ontology annotation, biological process: negative regulation of catalytic activity.